This is a messenger RNA of Bacillus rossius redtenbacheri, 2585 nucleotides long. RefSeq names its product elongator complex protein 3 (gene Elp3). Gene Ontology annotation, molecular function: acyltransferase activity, transferring groups other than amino-acyl groups; iron-sulfur cluster binding. Gene Ontology annotation, biological process: tRNA wobble base 5-methoxycarbonylmethyl-2-thiouridinylation. The record is from RefSeq and is a predicted model, not a curated record. Bases 128 to 1774 code for a protein of 548 amino acids. The transcript has 10 exons. Gene Ontology annotation, cellular component: nucleus; cytoplasm; elongator holoenzyme complex. NCBI's taxonomy places the organism in Eukaryota, Metazoa, Arthropoda, Insecta, Phasmatodea, Bacillidae.
AUAUGGAUCUGUUUCUACCGUUGGUUCCUACUCUUUGGUGUUGACAUAUGUUUUUUUGACAAUGUUUUUUUAUUUGUUAAAGUUUUAGAAGUUAUACAUUUUGUACCGUAUAAGUUGACGAAACGAGAUGGGACGACAGAAGAAAGACGCCGGCGUGAGCCGCGAGGAGCGGAUGGUGGUGAGCAUCGCGGAGAUAAUCCAGGAGCUGGUCUCGGCGCACCAGAAGGGCAAGGACGUGAACCUGAACCGGAUGAAGACGAGGAUCGCCUCGAAGUACGGGCUGGAGACGUCCCCGCGCCUGGUCGACAUCAUCGCCGCGGUGCCCGCCGAGUACAGGAGAGUGCUCCUGCCCAAGCUGAAGGCGAAGCCGAUACGCACGGCCAGUGGAAUCGCGGUGGUAGCGGUGAUGUGCAAGCCCCACCGCUGCCCGCACAUCAACAUGACGGGCAACAUCUGCGUCUACUGCCCCGGCGGGCCCGACUCGGACUUCGAGUACUCGACCCAGUCGUACACGGGCUACGAGCCGACCUCCAUGCGGGCCAUCAGGGCGCGCUACAACCCCUACCUGCAGACGCGACAUCGCGUGGAGCAGCUGCAGCAGCUCGGCCACAGCGUGGACAAGGUAGAGUUCAUCGUGAUGGGCGGCACCUUCAUGAGCCUGCCCGACGACUACCGAGACUUCUUCAUCCGCAACCUGCACGACGCCCUGUCCGGCCACACCAGCGCCAGCGUCGCCGAGGCCGUCAGGUUCUCAGAGAGGAGCAAAGUGAAGUGCAUCGGCAUCACGAUAGAGACGCGGCCCGACUACUGCCUCAAGCGCCACCUCUCCGACAUGCUCGGCUACGGAUGCACGCGACUCGAGAUCGGGGUGCAGUCCGUGUACGAGGACAUUGCGCGCGACACGAACCGCGGCCACACGGUCCGCGCCGUGUGCGAGAGCUUCCAGCUGGCCAAGGACGCCGGCUUCAAGGUCGUGGCGCACAUGAUGCCGGACCUCCCCAACGUGGACCUGGAGAGGGACGUGGAGCAGUUCAUAGAGUUCUUUGAGAACCCGGCGUUCCGGGCGGACGGGCUGAAGAUCUACCCGACCCUGGUGAUCCGCGGCACGGGCCUCUACGAGCUGUGGAAGACGGGCCGGUACAAGAGCUACCCGCCGGGCACGCUGGUCGACCUGAUCGCCCGCAUCCUGGCGCUCGUCCCGCCGUGGACGCGCGUCUACAGGGUCCAGCGGGACAUCCCCAUGCCUCUGGUCAGCUCGGGCGUGGAGCACGGCAACCUGCGGGAGCUGGCCCUGGCGCGGAUGAAGGACCUGGGCACGGACUGCCGCGACGUGCGCACCAGGGAGGUCGGCAUCCAGGAGAUCCACCACAGAGUCCGCCCGUACGAGGUGGAGCUGAUUCGCAGAGACUACGUGGCGAACAGCGGCUGGGAAACGUUCCUGUCCUACGAGGACCCUGAGCAGGACAUCCUGGUGGGCUUGCUGCGGUUAAGGAAAUGCUCCGGCGAAACUUUCAGGCCGGAGCUGAAGGGGGGCGUGUCGGUGGUGCGCGAGCUGCACGUGUACGGCAGCGUGGUGCCGGUGAGUGUGCGCGACCCCACCAAGUUCCAGCACCAGGGGUUCGGCACGCUGCUCAUGGAGGAGGCGGAGAGGAUCGCCCGGGAGGAGCACGGCUCCGCCAAGAUCGCCGUCAUCUCCGGUGUCGGCACUAGAAACUACUACAGAAAGAUUGGCUACGAGUUGGAUGGCCCGUACAUGUCCAAGUCACUGGUGUGAGGGUGAUAUCCGCUGGAAUGUACUGGACUGUGGAAAGAAGUGGGGCAGUAAGGAAUGCCUAGUCAGAGGUGCAUCUGUGUUAGUAAAUCGGGAUAAUAACUGCGACACUCACUGGAAUAUCUGGCAACCAGUCGUCUCAUCUUGCAUAUGGCAGCUAUGAGAUUUUAGUGGUAACCAUAACAUUACAUGGCGGAGAAAUGUAGAUAAAAGUGUAAUGCAAGGCCUUUGGGUACCAGGCAUUGCAUGUCUAAAUAUAACUCUGAAAAGAAGUGAGUGAAAACAAAAUACGGAAACAGACCCAACCAUCCGCCCUCAGCGCAUUCUUAAAUGCUUUUCAUAAACAUACAUCACUUGGAUGUCUUGAUCAGUUUUCACAUUGUGUGGUUUCGUCUGAAGCUCUGCACAUCCUUUGUGUGCCCAGGUAGUUCUUCUUUAAACCAUGUUAUUAAAAGAUUGAAAAUGCCCAACGCACCUGCUUGUAAAAUACUUUUUCAAACAUGAAACACCUCUUAGAGAUUCUUGGAAGCAAUCAAGGGACUUGCAUUCCAUAUUUAUCUUCAUUUUGCUGCCAUUUAAUGUUAUGAUUACCGCUCAGAUUUAUAGUUGCCUUGCACUUAAGAGCCGAUACCACAUUAGAAGAACCAGCAAGCGUCACACUUAUCAUCCCACCUAGCCAACACAAGCUAUCUGAAAGAAAUGAGGGCUUGAGCCCCUAAAAAUGCACUUCUUAACAAAAUGCAAGAACUGUGAAGCAAACAUUCUGGAGAGGAUAACAGACUCAAGAAAAAUAAAUUUUACCAAAUUAAUUAAA